Lactuca sativa (garden lettuce) is the source of this 585-nucleotide messenger RNA. NCBI's taxonomy places the organism in Eukaryota, Viridiplantae, Streptophyta, Magnoliopsida, Asterales, Asteraceae. The record is from RefSeq and is a predicted model, not a curated record.
AUGACCUAUGCUCCUCCCACUGACAAGGAUGCAGAUGUUGAGCUAAACUCAGAACAACCACCAGUAACCAUUCAUCAAAGUGCUUUCCAAGUCGAUCUGGAAGAAGAAAUUUCCGAAGAAGUAUUGCUGGACGAAGAAGUAGGGGUCAUUCCGGAAUACACCUUCAUGGCUUCUGCUCACUUUUCAUCCAAGCCAUCCAGAUCUAAGUCUUCCUAUGACUUCGGAUCCUCAUCUUCUACCACUCCGGACGGAGACUCAAACUCUAAACAUCAAGAAGAUGAUGCUACCACUAAACCUGGUUCUUCAACUCAUCCCCACUCUCCCAAAUCUCCUUCGCAACACUCCGACUCUGAUUCAGAAUCAUCUGCUGGUGAUUAUGUUGACCCUUUCGCUCUCCUGGAGAUCCGGACUAAUAUCUCUGACACGAUGCAAAAAGUGGCAUCUGUGGAAACAUCGGUAAUGGAGCUAAAUUCCAUGAUGGAUCAAAAAGUCUUCGGACUUGAUUCCAAACUUGAUGCUAUUCUGCAGACACUCUCUCAGCAGCUCGGACCAUCAUUUGCUGAAAGAGAAGCCCACCUUGAUUAG